This is a messenger RNA of Trichoplusia ni (cabbage looper), 3823 nucleotides long. It is a transcript of the gene Top1, whose product is annotated as DNA topoisomerase 1. Gene Ontology annotation, biological process: chromosome segregation; DNA topological change; DNA replication. Gene Ontology annotation, molecular function: DNA binding; DNA topoisomerase type I (single strand cut, ATP-independent) activity. NCBI's taxonomy places the organism in Eukaryota, Metazoa, Arthropoda, Insecta, Lepidoptera, Noctuidae. The coding region runs from base 119 to 2869 and encodes 916 amino acids. Gene Ontology annotation, cellular component: chromosome; nucleolus. The record is from RefSeq and is a predicted model, not a curated record. The transcript has 10 exons.
GUGGAGGAACGGCGCAUGCGCAUUCGUCACCUCUCAGCACUUAGAAUUUGCGUUCGCUCGACCGGCCUCAUGUAAUCGCACAGCGCACUUUUACUAACGUCGGUAAUACGUAGGCAAAAUGAGUGUCGAAAAUCCCGCUAGCGACAAUGAUUGUGACUCAGGAAAGGUAAAUGGCAAUAGAAAUGAACACGUGAACGGUGUUCACAACGGAUACAGUAGCUCUGACAAGCAUAAGUCUAGCCACAAGUCUUCUAGCAAAGAUAAGCACCGCGACAAAGAUCGGAACCACAAGAGCUCAUCGUCCAAACAUAGCAGCAGCUCACACAAGUCCUCCAGUAGAGACAAAGACCGCAGCGAAAAGGAUAAAGAACGCGGAGACCGGGAUAAGGAUAAAGAUCGAGAGAAAGACAAGCAUCGCAGUGACAGAGACAAGCACAAGGACAAGGAGAGGAGUGACCGUGACCGAGACAAACACAAGAGCAGCAAUGAUGAAAAGAAAUCAUCCUCAUCAUCAUCAAAGGACAAAGACAGAGACCACAAGAGCUCAUCUAAAGACCACAAGUCGAGGGACAAGGAAAGAGAACGUGAAAAGGACCGCCAUAAAAGUGAUAAACAUCGGAGUGACAAGGACAAACACUCAAGUUCUAAAGACAAACACAGUAGCUCCAGUAAAAGCAAAGAAAAAAGCAACAGUGAUAAACAUGAUAAAAUUAAAUUUGAAUCUGAUUCCCAAGACUCUCCCAAGGAUGAACCAAUGCAGAUACACGAAGUUGAUGUCAAACAAGAAAUGAAUGAUGAAAGCAAUGACUUUGGAGGACUCAAUACAACUGCUUCGUCUUGUGAUUAUUCUUUAUCUCAGUUCAAGGAUGAACCUCUCACAGAGCUGCCACCUGAAGAUGAUAGUGGAGAAGAUUCACCAUCGUCUGAGCGUGUCGCAGUCAAACGACGGGCACCUAGUGAGAGUGAAGAAGACAUUCCAUUACUCCAACGUAAAAAAUCUAAGAAGAAAAUUAAAAAAGAACCCAAUUACGACGACGAUAUGGAUGAAGAUGAAGAUGAAAAACCAAAAAAGAAAAAGAGUGUUAAAGCAAACAAAACAAAACCAACAAAAGUAAAAGCAGAGCCAGUUGAUAACGCCAGUCCAAACAAACGCAAGAAGAAACAAGAUGAUGAACAGGAAGUUUGGAAGUGGUGGGAGGAAGAAAAAAAGGAUGAUGGAACAAAAUGGAAGUUUUUGGAACAUAAAGGACCUGUGUUUGCGCCCGAUUAUGAACCGCUGCCCGAAAAUGUUAAAUUUUACUAUGAUGGUAAAGAGAUGAGACUAUCUCAAGAUGCUGAAGAGGUUGCUGGAUUUUAUGCUCGAAUGUUAGAUCAUGAUUAUACGACCAAAUCCACAUUCAACAAUAAUUUCUUCACUGAUUGGCGCAAAGUGAUGACGCAUGAUGAAACCAAAAUAAUUAAGGAUCUGUCAAAAUGCAAUUUUAAGGAAAUGCAAGCUUAUUUCUUAAGUGUUUCAGAAAAGAACAGAAAUCGAACAAAGGAAGAAAAGGCAUUACUUAAGGCUAAGAAUGAAGAGAUUCAAAAGGAAUAUGGCUUUUGUACAAUUGAUGGGCAUAAAGAAAAAAUUGGCAACUUCAGAAUAGAACCCCCGGGUCUAUUCAGAGGGCGUGGAGAACAUCCUAAAAUGGGAAUGUUGAAAAGACGUGUUAUGCCUGAAGAUGUCCUCAUUAACUGUUCUAAAGAUAGCAAAUGUCCUAAACCACCCCCAGGUCACAAGUGGAAAGAAGUAAGACAUGACAACACUGUUACAUGGUUAGCUUCAUGGACUGAAAAUGUUCAAGGACAAGCUAAGUAUGUCAUGUUGAAUCCUAGUUCUAAAUUAAAGGGAGAAAAAGAUAUGCAAAAGUAUGAAACAGCUAGAAAACUUCACAAAUGUAUUGAUAAUAUCAGAAAGACUUAUAAAGAAGAUUGGAAGGCAAAAGAAAUGCGUGUUCGUCAGCGUGCUGUUGCUUUAUAUUUUAUUGAUAAACUUGCCUUGAGAGCUGGUAAUGAAAAAGAUGAUGAUCAAGCAGAUACUGUUGGUUGUUGCUCUCUGCGUGUUGAGCAUAUACAAUUACACAAAGAAAAAGAUGGAAAAGAAUAUGUUGUUGUAUUUGAUUUCCUUGGUAAAGAUUCUAUCCGAUACUACAAUGAGGUGCCAGUUGAAAAGCGGGUAUUCAAGAAUCUCGAAUUAUUUAUGGAAAAUAAGAAAGACAGUGAUGAUCUCUUUGACAGACUUAACACUCAAACUCUAAAUGAACAUUUAAAAGAUCUAAUGCCUGGGUUAACUGCUAAAGUCUUCCGUACAUACAAUGCUUCUAUUACUUUGCAAAGACAAUUGGAUGAACUUACUGACCCUGAUGCAUCUAUACCAGAAAAGAUAUUGGCCUACAACCGUGCAAACCGUGCAGUUGCUGUUCUAUGUAACCAUCAGCGUGCUGUUCCAAAAGGUCAUUCAAAGUCAAUGGAAGCUUUGAAAGAAAAAAUACAGACUAAACGUGAUCAAGUUGAUGAAGCAGAGGAAGACUUAAGACAAGCAACUAAAGCCGCAAAACGGGGAUCUGUUAAAGAAAAAUUAGCAUGUGAUAAGAAAAAGAAAGCACUUGAACGUCUUAGAGACCAGUUGAAAAAACUGGAACUUCAGGAAACUGAUCGUGAUGAAAACAAAACCAUUGCCUUGGGCACUUCAAAAUUGAACUAUCUUGAUCCUCGUAUCUCAGUUGCUUGGUGUAAAAAGCAUGAUGUUCCAAUAGAAAAAAUCUACAACAAAACUCAACGCGACAAAUUCCGUUGGGCGAUCGACAUGGCCGGUCCGGAGUAUGUCUUCUAAGGUCAAUAUUAGCAUUAGCUAUUAUGUAUUUUAUAUAUAACUUUCGUUAAUUGUGAAAUGUGAAAAUGUUCCACUUCAUAUGUGUUGUUCACAUGGAAUUUACUUUACGAAUGUUUGACGUAAAAAUUUUAUUCAGUGAUGUAGUAUUCAAAAAUUGCUUUUGGACCCAUACGGAAUUGUGUUCCUCCCAAGAUUAGGAUCCAAAUUAGAAGUCUGAGUCUAAUUUAUUUUAUUUAGUUACAAUGUUCUCUUUAGCAUAAUUAGUUGUAGGUUAAGUCUUAGUGUUAUGGAGUUUUAAGAUUUUUCUUGUAUAGAGUUGCAAACAUUUCUAUUGUCUCUAUUUUUUUAAUAGUCUAAAUUGCCGACAUCAAAUACUUUAUCAACAAUGCACUGUUAAUGUGAAUAUUGCAUAAACAAGUUGUCAAAGGUAGCAAUAUUCAUAGAAUGCUUAUGAAAGUUAAUUACUUAAUAUAAUGUUUAUUGUGAAAUGUUGCCUAUUCAUUAAUUACCAAGAAUCAUAAAGUCUGGUGCAAUAAAAGUUCAAGUGAUUUGUAUAUAUAAUAGUAAAAGUUGUAGGUUUACAUUGUCGACCGUAAAUCUCCAGCCUAUAAUAAUAAGUUUUUACUAUAAUCAAUAGAUACUUUCAUAAAUGCAAGUGUUUACAAUCUUGAGAACCUGGAAGAAUAUACAGCCGCAUCAAAUGUUAUGUAAAUUGUGCACAAUGUGCAGUAGUAAAUGUUGUAAAGUAAGAAAUAAUGUUAUUUUAUUUUUAUAAAAUUAGGAUCGAAAAUCGUGGCAAGCGCAGUUCAUGUUACGAAAGGUACAAUGUUCUAGAUAAAUUUGUAAUAAUACAUACAUUUAUGUGUGCGUGCGUCUUGUAUAUAGUAAAUUUUUACCAUGUCAUACAAUUGUGAAAUGAGAUUAUCCCAAAUAAAUAAAACAUUGACACUAGGA